This is a messenger RNA of Triticum urartu, 791 nucleotides long. Its product is annotated as low molecular mass early light-inducible protein HV90, chloroplastic. NCBI's taxonomy places the organism in Eukaryota, Viridiplantae, Streptophyta, Magnoliopsida, Poales, Poaceae. The record is from RefSeq and is a predicted model, not a curated record.
AACAAUACAUCAGUAAACAACACUCGGCGACACAGCAGCAAGUAGCACUCCACUAGCAAUCAUCUAGCAGUUUUCUUGCCUGUUGCAGCAUCUGUAGCUUCUUCUGUCCUUCGUGCACCUCCUGUCCGCAGCUGAUUAAUGGCGACCAUGACGGCCAUGAGCUCCUUUGCCGGCGCCGGCGCCGCCGUCCUGCCGCGCUGCUCGGCUAGCCGCUUCGGCGCCCAGUCUCUGCCAGCGCUGGGCAGACGCGCCCUCGUCGUCAGGGCACAGACCGGGGGCCCGAGCGCACCACCGCCAAACAAACCCAAGGCGAGCACCUCUAUCUGGGACGCGCUGGCGUUCAGCGGCCCUGCGCCGGAGCGCAUUAAUGGGCGCCUGGCCAUGGUGGGUUUCGUGACGGCGCUCGCCGUGGAGGCAGGGCGCGGCGACGGGCUCCUCUCGCAGCUCGGCAGCGGCACCGGGCAGGCGUGGUUCGCCUACUCCGUGGCGGUGCUAUCCGUAGCUUCUCUGGUGCCGCUGCUCCAAGGAGAGAGCGCCGAGGGCAGAGCCGGUAUCAUCAUGAACGCCAACGCGGAGCUCUGGAACGGCCGCUUCGCCAUGCUCGGACUCGUCGCUCUGGCGGCAACGGAGAUCAUCACUGGCGCGCCCUUCAUCAACGUGUAAAACUAAUAGCUUUGUUGUCGACCGGAUAACACAACCUGUACCGACUAGGACAUGUAAAUGAUGAGAACGGAUCGUCCUCGUAUUCUUUGUAGUACUAAUUACAGAUACAUACUGUAGUUCAUAUGCUA